This is a messenger RNA of Psilocybe cubensis, 1890 nucleotides long. RefSeq lists its product as uncharacterized. The coding region runs from base 1 to 1890 and encodes 629 amino acids. The record is from RefSeq and is a predicted model, not a curated record. The transcript has a single exon. NCBI's taxonomy places the organism in Eukaryota, Fungi, Basidiomycota, Agaricomycetes, Agaricales, Agrocybaceae.
AUGUCACCCAGUUCACGUUCGAGCUCUCGCCGAAACUCGUCUGGCGGUUUUAAACCCUAUACACGCGGAGUAUCGCCCAUUAUGCUCGCUUCUGUACCGGACGGCUGUCAGGACAAGCCACCAAACAGUAUGGAACGUCCAGGAUUCCCCACAUAUGCGCAGUACAAACAAGUCGAGGCGACCUACUUGAAUUCGCUUACCCCGCGCAGGCAAGGAAAGGCUCUUAUCUCUCAGGCCCUGUUUGAUAGAAUCUGGGACGUUCUUCACCAGCCGGACUCGCAAGGGGAGACUGCACAGUUCCGCUUCUGGGCACGGAAGAUGUUCACUCUGAGCAAGAACCACCGUGUCAGUCUCGGUGUCGACGAAAACGGAGAGGAGGCUCCUCAGGAGGUGCUUCUUCAUGAUAAUCUUCUUGUCGCUAUACAGGAACAACUGUAUGACCUCCUAUGUUAUUGUCACGGAAGCACUGGCCACGGCGGUCGGGAUAAAACCUGCGCUCUCAUUCGAAAACACUAUACCUGGGUUCCCAAAGAUCUUGUCUCGAACUUUAUCAAAGCUUGCCCCACCUGCAUUAUGAAGAAAUGCGGAAACCCUGAUGGUGCAGCGGCGAUGGCUCAGAUGACGGAUUCUGCGAAGCUCGAUGACUCCCCCUUUCCUGUGUUUCGUGACUUUUUCCAGCAGAACAUGUAUCAUCCCGACAGUGUUGUCGCUGCUGCUCAUGAUUCUCCUAUUGGAAAUGAACAAGCUUUACCUUGGCCCAUGAUGGGAGAUGUUGGCGCUGGUACAAGCGCUGGACCCAAGGAGCUCCCUAUGCCUCCCUCGAUGCUUGAUCUUGGCGAUGGCACCAUGGAGUCUGUGUAUCGCAACGCUAUGCUUCGCUCUCGUAAGAAUACUGUGGGUGCCAACGGAACUGCUCCUAGAGGCUUGCAAAGCUAUCCCAUGGUCCGUGAAGUAUCUCUUUACAAAGGACUUCCGAACGGUUGGCAGUUUCGUCACAGCGACUACGCUGCCGCCCAUGCUGAGUUUAUGCGAACAAAAGACUUGCCUCAGGUCGAGGAGUAUACUGCCUCGGGCACUCGUGUCCAGCGGCCUCGUGUUCCCAGUAUUCUGCCACUCUGGGGCCCCGAAAGAUUUUCGAAUCCUGAGUAUGACGAACAUGAUCUAGCGGAUCAAACUCAAGAAAGUAUCUUGUCUAUGGACCGCACUAUGUCAUCGAGCCAGGCCGAUGAUGGACACUCCUCUGCGAUGACCAUGCACUAUCUGCUUAUGUCCUCUGACAUUCCUCCUGAAACAAAGCAGGAGAAGGAGGAGUACAUUCCACAUAUCGAUCCGUUGUUGAUGGGCUUCUCUGAGCAUGCUCCGUCGUCCUUGCCCACUCAAGACCAGCAGCAGCCAGCCAUUGAGCACGAAGAGCUUCCCAGCGCUUCUGAUAGUCAAGGUCCGGAUGCAGAGUCGCCCACCCUGGGAUCAAGUACAAACUUCCCUUCGUCGUCCUCCAUUAAGCGUGCCGCUGCUCCCCUACGCCUGAAUAUUGAUUUCCCGAACGAGAGGACCAUUCAAGCGCUGCUUGCUUACCGCGACAGCAUGGGCGAAGGCAACGUCACUCCCGACAGCCCUCUUACUGCUGCCUGGAAUGCGGGGAACCCCAGCCCUGCGAGCAGCGACAGUUCAUCAUCGAGCUCGCAACUCUCUGCGUUCCCUAUGAGCAGCACCGGGACCACACCGGGGAGCUCGGCACUCACCACCCCUGUUGACGAAUGCGGUGGCGAGGAUAAGAAAGGGGAAAGCUGUGGAUCCGAUAUAGUCGAUAAAGGAAAAGGAAAACAUGUUCUUUCAGAGGUUGGGGAAGCGACGUUAAGUCAAGCCAUUGAGGCUGCUUGUGGGAUAUGA